GCUUGGGCAAACUUCCAUAUUUAGAUCCACCCAAUGUUUUGUGCCUUGUGCUAGAUACAUCACAUAUCCAUUGUAUUAAAUAUAAAAAAAACAACAACAGCAGCAGCAGAAAAACACACAGCAUACAGGAAACGGAGAUCUUAAAGAGACUACAACGCAUUUCAUACAGCUGCUCGUUUAAACGUUAAAGAUUGUUUGGUGUGACACAGUCAUGGAAAGAAUGAGUCCCACCCACCUCAUUAAAUAUUACGCUGCGUGUCUCACGCUCGAGCGCAGCAGAGGUACUCUGUAUUUAGGAAGUGACGGGCCGCGGCUUAAACUGCAGGACAAUGAGUUAUCCAGGCUAUCCUCCACAGUCCGGCUAUCCUCCUCAGGCCGGUGGAUACCCACCCCAACCAGGGGCGUAUCCUCCAGCUGCAGGAGGUUACCCCCCUCAGCCUGGGAUGUACCCCCCACAGGCGGGUGGGUACCCUCCCCAACCUGGAGCUUACCCGCCCCAGCCAGGUGCCUAUCCUGGCCAGCCAGGGCCAUAUGCUGCUGUGCCUUCAGGUGAGCCACUGUACCACCAGGAAAUUGCACGUAGCAGGGUGUUAUUUGGUAGAGCCAGAAUGGUUAAUAUCCCUCAAAAUUUUCCAUCACAGGCAAAUCAGUUCGCAGCCAAUAGUGGAUUUACCCCAAAUCCAUCCAUGUUCCCUCAAGUGCCUGGUGGCUAUCCUGGCCCCCAACCUGGGGGCCCACCAGCCCCCUCCCCUAACCAGCCCUAUGGCAUGUACCCUCAGCCAGGAGGAGGUAUGCCCCAAGGUCCAGGAAUGGGAUACCCUGGAGGCCCACCCCCGGGUCAGCAGAUGGCGGGCUACCCAAAUGCCCCAGCACCCAAUCCGUCCAUGCCUAGCUAUCCCAAUGCACCCUCACCCAACCCGUCUAUGCCCGCAUAUGGAGGAGGUUACGGAGGAGGUGCACCUGCUGUUCCAGCUAUCAAUCGUGGAUUCAGAGGGACCAUGCAAGACUUCCCUGGUGCUGAUCCGCUAAAAGAUGCGGAAGUCCUCAGGAAGGCCAUGAAGGGCUUUGGCACUGAUGAACAAGCCAUCAUUAAUUUACUAGGAAGUCGCUCCAACAAGCAGCGUGUACCACUCUUGGUGUCAUACAAGACUGCCUAUGGAAAGGAUUUGAUUAAGGACCUGAAGUCUGAGCUUUCAGGGAACUUUGAGAAACUGGUGCUGGCCAUGUUGAAGACUCCAGCUCAAUUUGAUGCAUAUGAGCUCAAAGAGGCCAUCAAGGGAGCAGGGACAGAUGAGGCCUGUCUGAUUGAAAUCUUGGCCUCUCGCUCUAAUGCAGAGAUUCGAGAAAUCAAUCAAGUCUUCAAAGCUGAAAAUAAGAAAUCACUGGAGGACUCCAUUAGUGGAGACACAUCUGGACAUUUCCGCAGACUUCUGGUCUCUCUUGCUCAGGGUAACCGCGAUGAGAGUGAGAAUGUGGACAUAUCAGUAGCCAAACAGGAUGCUCAGGGUCUCUAUCAAGCAGGGGAAAAUAAACUUGGCACAGAUGAGUCCAAGUUCAAUGCCAUCCUGUGUGCUCGGAGCAAAGCUCACCUCAGAGCAGUGUUUCAUGAGUAUCAGCACAUGUGUGGCAGAGACAUUGAGAAGAGUAUCGAGAGGGAGAUGUCUGGAGAUCUGGAGAGCGGCAUGCUGGCUGUCGUGAAAUGCAUCAAGAACACACCGGCCUACUUUGCUGAGAGACUCUGCAAGGCCAUGAAGGGAGCAGGAACCAAGGAUCGCACUUUGAUCCGCAUCAUGGUGACCCGCUCUGAGGUGGACAUGCUGGACAUUCGUCAGGAAUACAUGAAGAAUUAUGGGAAAUCUCUAUACACAGCCAUAUCUGGAGACACUUCAGGGGAUUAUAAGAAACUACUGCUGAAGCUCUGCGGUGGAAGUGAUUAGACGAUACAGAUGCUUGCAGACACUCAGAGGACAUGAAGCCACACCACAAUUUCUAUACACCUUAUGCCUUAGUUUAAUUUGCACUCUAUUACAUAGUUGCAUGUUUUACCGUAGUCAGUGCAAAGGCACUUGUGUGCAUAUAUGCUGCACGUUACAUUUCAUGCUCUUUUAUUCAUAUAUUUUUAUUUUCAUGAGUAGCAAACUGUAUCUUUAUGUGCCUUCUACACUCAAAGUAGUGGCUUAGCAAAUUAUUGUUUAUAUCAGGAAGAGUGCAUAUAUAUUUGAUGUAUGCAUUUUCUCCAAGUAUACUUUGUUUGAAAGCUGAUUCAAGAAAAUUCUGGAUUAAGUAUUGUGCACAGAUCUGAAUGCCAAAAAUGUUUUUACACACUUAUGUAUUUUAAGAAAUAUACAUGUACUGGAGAAAAUGUGCCAUAAUUGUUAGGUGUAGUCAUCAUGUUCGGCAUAAAUUAACAUUUUAUAGUAAAGAAAUUUAUGUUUGCUG
Messenger RNA from Sinocyclocheilus anshuiensis, 2439 nucleotides. RefSeq names its product annexin A5-like. Gene Ontology annotation, molecular function: calcium ion binding; phosphatidylserine binding; calcium-dependent phospholipid binding. The transcript is spliced from 15 exons. Gene Ontology annotation, biological process: cytokinetic process; phagocytosis. The record is from RefSeq and is a predicted model, not a curated record. Bases 330 to 1937 code for a protein of 535 amino acids. Gene Ontology annotation, cellular component: vesicle membrane; cytoplasm; plasma membrane. Lineage: Eukaryota; Metazoa; Chordata; Actinopteri; Cypriniformes; Cyprinidae.